Messenger RNA from Coregonus clupeaformis (lake whitefish), 1291 nucleotides. Its product is annotated as lipopolysaccharide-induced tumor necrosis factor-alpha factor homolog. Gene Ontology annotation, molecular function: zinc ion binding. NCBI's taxonomy places the organism in Eukaryota, Metazoa, Chordata, Actinopteri, Salmoniformes, Salmonidae. The record is from RefSeq and is a predicted model, not a curated record. The coding region runs from base 113 to 679 and encodes 188 amino acids. The transcript is spliced from 5 exons.
CCUGCUUCAGUUCCUUUGUCUCUUGAGGGAGUAGCAGCUCUUAUCUCUAGCUCCACAGUACCUCGUAUUCUCCAGGGCUCCAGACAGGGCGGCGCUCCCCUACCCCGACAAUAUGGAGAAGGGUCAGCAGUAUAGAAAUCAGUAUGGAUCCCCCCAGGACAUCCCAGCUCCCUCCUUCCCCGGCCCCCCAGCAGCCUACGGCUUCCAGGGAGGGGACAGGGGUGCAGCCUACCCCGCUCAGCCUGGCUUCCAGGGAGGUGACAGGGGAGCAGCCUACCCCCCUCAGCCUGGCUUCCAGGGAGGGGACAGGGGUGCAGCCUACCCCGCUCAGCCUGGCUUCCAGAGAGGUCCCCAACCCAGCAUGUACCCACCACCUCCCCAGUACAGCAUGGGCAUGGCACAACCUACAAACGCCCCCGGCGUAACCCAGAUGGUGGUGAUGCAGCAGCAGCUGCCUAGAGACGUGCCCAGCCAGAUGACGUGUCCCCAGUGUCAGGUCCAGGUUCUGACAGAGACCACAUACGUCGCCGGGUGUCUCGCCUGGCUCAUCUGUGGAGCCCUCUUCCUAUUCUUGUGCAUGAUAUGCUCUUGCAUUCCGUUCUGUGUUGACUCCUGUAAGGACGUAGAGCACCGCUGCCCCAACUGCAAGACAGUGAUCCACGUCUACAGACGCAUGUGAACAGACCUGGACCAGACACCUGCAACAAACUGAUCACACAUCCACAACUAGCCCAACCUCGGCCCACAGACACUUCUGCCACAAAGUGAUCCUUACCUAUAGGAAUCUAUUCCAGUAGAUCCUCUUAGGGAAACUGCUAAACCAGUUGAAUGCACCAGGAUUUGAAAGACAGUGGGCUUCUGUCUGUCGCUGAAAUGACUACUGCAGCACCAGCUUUUCAUCUACGUCUACUGUGAAUGUGAAUGUGGUACAGGGUGUUAUUAUAGUCAACAUUGACUAUAUCAUAAAAAUUCAAUUUUUGGUCUUAAUUUAAGGUUAGGGUUAGGCAUUAUGGUUAACAGUGUUGUUAAGGUUAGGGUUAGGCAUUAUGGUUAGCAGUGUGGUUAAGGUUAGGGUUAAAAAUCUGAUUUGAUGACUUUGUAGCUGUGCCAGCUAGUGACCACUCUGCAGAACUGCCUCCAGGGCAAGAUUCAUGACAAUAAAUGCCAGCCUGCCCCUAAUUAGGGGAAGAGGUUAAAUAAUAGACAGCCAUACAAAUGUACAGUACAAAGACCACGUCUAGUAGGUUUUUAUACUGAUUGUAAUGAAGUUUUUCAAUUAAAUGGAUUUAAA